This is a messenger RNA of Aspergillus brunneoviolaceus CBS 621.78, 599 nucleotides long. RefSeq names its product YjgF-like protein. Gene Ontology annotation, cellular component: cytosol. The coding region runs from base 5 to 415 and encodes 136 amino acids. Gene Ontology annotation, molecular function: deaminase activity. NCBI's taxonomy places the organism in Eukaryota, Fungi, Ascomycota, Eurotiomycetes, Eurotiales, Aspergillaceae. The transcript has a single exon. The record is from RefSeq and is a predicted model, not a curated record.
GAAUAUGGCAUCCCUCACCUAUGUUAACGAAGAUGGUGCUGGCCAGAAGCACAGCGAUCUCUGCCACUACUCCCAAGCUGUUCUUCUCCCCGGGAACAUUGUGAAAUGCGCUGGGCAGGGUGGCUGGACGAACUCGGGAGACCUCGAUGCUAGCGAUACUCGGAAGCAGGUUGACCUUGCAUUUGAGAACGUCGAUAAGGUACUUCAAGCCACAGGUUUGAAAGGUUGGGAAGACGUCUAUCUUGUCCGGACUUACCACGUCGACAUGGGAGCUUCUUAUGACUAUCUAGUCGAGAAGCUCAAGAAGCGCAUUCCUGGACAUCGACCAGUCUGGACUGCUAUUUCAGUUCCCCGCCUUGCUUUCCCGGAGAUGUUGAUUGAGGUCGAGGUUGAGGCAUUCAACAAUCAAGCUUAACGUUGCCUCCAUUUCAUCAGUGCCUUGAUGUAAGGGUAUUAAAUAUCUUUGAUCUGAGUGUGUGCUAAUGACCAGAAGAUUUCUCCAGUUUCAACCGUCCCGCUUGUUGUGUGUGCGAAUUCUAAGGUGUAACAAAUAUAUAUAUCAGUUAUACAUUCUUUCUGGUUCUAUUCUUAGCAUAAUA